Messenger RNA from Acanthisitta chloris (rifleman), 521 nucleotides. Its product is annotated as killer cell lectin-like receptor subfamily G member 1. The transcript is spliced from 5 exons. The annotation marks the transcript as partial. Lineage: Eukaryota; Metazoa; Chordata; Aves; Passeriformes; Acanthisittidae. The record is from RefSeq and is a predicted model, not a curated record.
AUAUAGUACAGCAACAGGCAAGCUGCACCCGUGGUCCAGGGAGCACGGAGGAGAGCCUUGGCUAUUGGCAAAAGACACUGCAAGAGCAGUGCCAGUUUUGCCCGGUUGGCUGGCUCUUGUUUGCGGGGCAGUGCUACUACUUCUCCUCUGCCAAGAAGAGCUGGGAGCGGAGCAGAGAGGACUGCUGCUCCAGAGGGGCACAGCUGGUCACUGUCCAAGCCAACACCACCCUGGCUUUCCUGGCACGCCCAGCCAACAUGGAGGUCUUCCACGUGGGACUGAAGAAGGAUGACUUCAGGUCUGACUGGAAGUGGCUGGAUGGCACCACACUGAAGGGGACCUUCCCAACCCAGCGCUACGCCAGCUCUUACCAGGUCUGCGGCAGGGUGUCAGGCUUGGGACUGUCAAGUGGUCCAUGCACUGAAGCUCUCAGAUGGGUCUGCAAGCAGAGCGCAGUCACCCUGCAGUGGCUCCAGUCCUCACCCCCUGCCUUCCUCUGGGGAAACACCACCUACAACUGU